Hyla sarda is the source of this 1036-nucleotide messenger RNA. RefSeq names its product coiled-coil domain containing 115 (gene VMA22). Gene Ontology annotation, cellular component: extrinsic component of endoplasmic reticulum membrane. The record is from RefSeq and is a predicted model, not a curated record. Gene Ontology annotation, biological process: vacuolar proton-transporting V-type ATPase complex assembly. The transcript has 6 exons. The coding region runs from base 88 to 714 and encodes 208 amino acids. Lineage: Eukaryota; Metazoa; Chordata; Amphibia; Anura; Hylidae.
GUAAGUGUCAGAAGGUGAGCAGUGUCUGUGUGACGGAGAGUGGGGACGAGUGAGGUGAGAUGUCCUAGACCGAACACCUCCAUAAACAUGGCGCCGCCUGUAGAGGAGACUCCUGUGGAUGUGAAUGAUUGUCUGGAUCAGCUGCUCCUGAGACUCAUGGACGACCUGGAAGCUCUGGAGGAGAAGAGACGAAGUCUGAACCCCCUGAUAGAGAAGGGCUGGUUCUGCCUCUCUCAGUCUCGGUAUUCGAUGGGGAAUAAGUCCGUGUCCUCCCUGCAGUAUAAGCCAGAAAUGAAGCCCUCCAUGUUUGUCCAGGACAGCACUGCAGAGGACGGUGCAACCACAUUCACUGUAGAACACGUUCAGCCGAGGGAGCAGGACAAAGCGGAUGAAGAGAAGGACGUAGCGAAGGAAGUGGAGACCAUCGGCGCAGCAGAUCAAGUCCUAAGGCAUAGGGGUCAUAAGGUCAGCGCCGAGGCACCUAAACCCACCACAACAGAAGACAGUGACAAGCCCAAAUCGCCGACCAGUGACCCCCUGCGGUGGUUUGGAGUGUUGGUCCCUCAGAGUCUACGGCAAGCACAGAGUAACUUCCGGCAAGGGAUCCUAUUGGCUGCUGACGUGGCGUCUCUGCAGAGCAGCAUAGAAGAGACCCGCAGGAAAUACCGGGCUUUGCUUGCCCAGAAGAAACGGGAACAAGUUCAGUCCGGCUAAGUUCUGGAUUUUCCCCCAAAAAUGUUGAUCUAUAGGACCAAAUAUUGGACCUACCACAGGGGGGCAGCAAACUUUGGAAGAGUUCAAUGUUGUAAAUAAGCACUGUUUAUACUCCAUCGAUGACCUGGAAUAUUAGUAUAUUUAUAUGUCGGCUCUUUACCACGACUAUGUAUGUAAUACCCGGAGAUACAUGUAGACGUGUUUGAUUGAUUUCUGUUUUGUUUCUUAUGUUUCCAUGAUUUGCUGGUGAUGCUGGGAGUCCAGAGCCAGGCGAGUGUUCCUUUUAAAGAAUCAUAUUAAUAAACUGCUGAAUGUAUUGGUA